This is a messenger RNA of Amoebophrya sp. A25, 3179 nucleotides long. NCBI's taxonomy places the organism in Eukaryota, Dinophyceae, Syndiniales, Amoebophryaceae. The record is from the annotation of a GenBank genome assembly.
GAGCGAGCCGCAAACGGAACUGAGAUGAUAUCUUAGUAGUUGAAUUGAAAUGGAAGAUAUCGUAGUAGUUGUCGACCAACAUAUAGCUUUCUACCUGAGCGGUUAUCUUUCUUCGAAAGUAGACACAAGCCACAAGUACCUCCACAAUAGUGAUAAGCAACUGGGUACCAUUAGGGCCAUGUGGUCUGUUCUCGAGUUGUAAUUUGCUUGUUGUGCAACUAUUGUUCUCGGUAUAAAUAUCAUGCAGGUAGCAGGAUCGACAUUUAUAUACGUCAUUUUCAGUCUCCACCUCCCCGUGGUCAUCUACUCCUGAUGCUCGUCCACGCCCUUCUUCUACGUCCUAGCAGAGCCGAUGUCGAGAGACAGACGAGAAGUAGUCUUCGCAAGAAACGACGUGUACCGACAAAGUGAGCUGCUCGUGCAGAUGCAUUCAACAUCAUUUAUCUUUUGUGAAAAAUAUCAAUGUCAUGUUUUGUUUUCUCCUAUUUGUUGCCUUCGUCCUCCCCAUGCGGUGUAUCAGUCGAGACGAUUAUGAGCUUGUAGUUUUGGAACUCGUCGGGUGUUGUGCUAUAUUUUUUCCAGCGGAUCAUUGUCAUCAAGCCGAGUGGUCUUCGUUGCAACAGUAUUUCUGGUGUCUGAUUAUAUGAGACCUAAUCUUCAUCCUCUCAUGUAAUUCGGAUUUUUCGAUGUUGUUGUACUACAUGGUACUAUUACACGACGAUGCUCUAUGAUGAAUAUGACUAGCCCCCUGGCGUGGUUCCCCAGGGUCAGGAUUCGAUGGGAGCACGAGCCGCUUGCUAGAUAUGCACGCCCUCGGAUAUUUGGCACGGUCUGAAACAUUUAAAAUUAUGCAGGAAGCUCGCGCGCCCUCUUUCAGGAGAACGGCGAGGGGACCCGGCCUGCUUUCAUGUUUCUGCUUAGGGACACGCGGACACCAGGGCCACAAGACCGCCCGCCCCCAUAUCCUCACGGGGGGAGGGAUGUGAAAUCUUGAAAGCUUUUGCCUGGGUGGUGGUGGGAUAAGUAGUGAACGCGACGCUUCUGGAUAGCGGUGGGCGAAGUAAGAGCGGCAGAACCAAAUCAAUUCCAUGAGGAGGGGGAAAUCAUGCGCGGGCCCCGUUGCUUGGGCUUGCCUGCUCCAUUCGCCCCCGGCGGGGUGUCCGCGUGUCUGUGGUGUCACCAGCGGACGGUGGGCCCUUGGUCUGGUGUGCGUAUUACCUUGUGAAAGUACCUGGAUCCACGUGAAUUCUAAGAAGGAAGAAACUUCCCGCGACCUUGCGCCCAGCUUGAGGAGACGUGGACACAAAAGAGAGGCAGGGGCGCCUCCGCGCUUAUCCUUCCUCAGCGGGGUGGGAGACAUUCAUAGGCAGGCGCAGGGCUUUGGGUGGUGCUGGUUUUCCUUGAGAAAAUAGACGGCUGAGGCCAUGCGGGCCCCCGGGCUGACGGUGCUGGGCGUGGCAAGUGUGUUCGUGGUUCAUGGCCUGCCAGCUUGGCCAGGUGGGCAAGUGCUUGCACUUCGCUCCUGAAGGUCUCUGGUUCGAAUCUUGGAGGGGCCUCGACUUGCAAGGAGUUCGCGGCCUUCAAGUGGGUCGCUCGCUCGGACUUUGGGAGGCCCCGCCAAGGUGGUGCAACUGUGCCACAGUAUGCGGCUUGUCGGUCAUGUACGUAGGCCGCCUCCCCAGUGCAUGCUGCAACUUUCAAAAUUCAUGCCUUGGCUUUAAAAAUUCUUUCAUGCCUUGGCUUUCAAAAUUCACGCCUUGGCUUUCAAAGUUCACGCCUUAACUUUCAAAGCUCACGCCUUGACUUUCGCAAUCCAUUGCUUUCGUGCACCUAUCUAACUUUCAGAAUUCAUGUCGUAACUUUCAAACUCCCUCCAUGGCCAUGGCGUAACCUUCAACUUUAAGAUUCAUCAUGGUGUAACUUUCAAAAUUCGUGCCGUAGCUUUCAGGAUUCUUUCAUGUCCUAAUUUUCAAAGUUCAUGCCGUAACUUUGACAAUUCACGUCGCAACUUUCAAAAUUCACACCCUAACUUUCAGAAUUUGUGUCCUAACUUUCCCAGCUUGUUGGAUAUGUCCUAACUUUCACGAGUCAUGUCUUAACUUUCAAAAUUUAUGAGCAUAGGGAGGCGCUGCUUGUUUUGCAGUGUUUUCGCAGCGUUCGGCCACUUUCAAAAUUCGAAAUCUAAAUCCAAAAUUUGAAAUCAAGAGUCAAAAUUUGAAAUCAAGAGUCAAAAUUUGAAAUCAAAAUUUAAAUUCGAAAUCAAAGUUUUGAAUCACAAACCAAAAUCAAAAUCUUGAAUACGAAUCUCAAAAGCAGCUAACUUUACAAGUAAAGAGAUUUCCAUCUACGAAGUAUACAAACAUCGUUUGUAGUUACAAAAAGUAUCAUCUCAACCUUUUUCAUGAUAACAUGUGAUGACAAUGGCUAAACUGAACCAGAAACUUCUAACAAAGCACCACCACCAUGAUCUUCCUGACAGACCUCCAAAACAAAAAAAUAACAUUUUUUUUUCGAAAUUCGAAAGCAAAGCCUCAGCAGUUGCGAGUCUCUCAAUAUCAAGAGCUACUCAACACCUCAAUUGUAAUACAAUUCACAGCACUCAACAAACACUUCCUGUGCACGACAACUUCGACUUGUUUAUUUUGUGCAUUUUGAAAGGCAAAAAAAUCUGCGACGUCGCUCGAAGACACGAGAAGACUCUUUCCUCUCCAUUUGUGAACAACGUUGAUUAGCAUUAGUUGCCAACAUGAUUAGCACAUAUUUCAAGUCUAGGACUAGGAGCUGGCAAAAACCAAGGAUGGUUUGGCUUUCCCUUCAAAAAUCAAUGUGCUGAAUGACUCACAUGGACCUUCUUUUGAUUGAUUCGUGGUACAGGGGAAGCAACGACUGUCUAAGACAAUAUCAGGCUUUGGUAUUGUAAUCCUAAUCUGAUUGUUGGGUGUUUCGAAUGUUUUCAAGGAUAUCAACAUAAUGUUUUGACAGCUCGACCACGAGACCGAGAGGAAUCAACGGGAUGUUGAUGUAUUACUAUUAAUUUAGACUGACAAGGAGUAGACGAUGAAGAUCAUCUAGAAGUUGAAGACUUUGAUGUUCGUACAGCCUGCCUUUUUUAGCGGAAAGUUAACUGUAGUAUUUUGCUUUUGAUGAGAGGGCGAGACCAUGGAGAAGUGAAGAUGCAU